This is a messenger RNA of Lactuca saligna, 753 nucleotides long. Lineage: Eukaryota; Viridiplantae; Streptophyta; Magnoliopsida; Asterales; Asteraceae. The record is from the annotation of a GenBank genome assembly.
AUGGUGGAUUACAAAUGUCUUAAUUUCUCAUACCUCUUUCCACGUGUUUCUGUUUCUGCUCAUUUUUUGGCCAUUUUCACUUUUUCCACUGCUUACGUUCUACGUCUCUCCUUUCUUUUGCUCUUUGCUAGACGAUCUUUGGUUUUCUUUCCAGAACGAAGAUCAUGGAAACGAAGGCCGAAGCAAUACCCAGAAUACCGCCGCCGCCGCAGGGAUCAACGCCUUUGUCGAUCUGACCCGUCUCUGUACAAUGACCACUUGCUCAGCUCCUUGGGUUCUCUGAAUGACACCGGUGAGAAAGUGGUGGUGGUUGUAGCACUUAACAAGAAAGAGAGCCGAUUGAAGAUCAUGCUGAUUGAUAAUGGCAACUUUGUUAAACCGGAAUAUGGUUUGAAACAAGGUAAAGGGCUUUUUUUGUUGAAAGGGCUUCAAUUGGUAAUUUAAUACAAGUUCUUGGAGUCUAUUGAUGCAAAAAGAAAGCAUAGAUAUGUGAUCUAGAUGAUGACAUUCAUGAACUUGGUCAAGACAAAAGAGAAAAAUGUAAAUCAUCCAAAAAAGGAUAAUUGUAUGACAUCUUAACAUGCAACUACUUGCACCUAUUUUUCUUAAAAAGAACUUAUAUUUUGAUUUUAUUGGAUUAUCUUUUUAAAAAAGGCUCACGUAAUGUCACAUUUUUUCAACAACUAGACAGAUAAAUAGUUGGAUGUCUUCAUUAACUCCAUUAUGUAUUAUGUUUUUUUUGUUUGUAACAAG